CCCCAUCAGAUCAUCCCACUUCCUCCAAAUCUGCCCCUUUCUCUUUCAGGCAUUUUCCCGAACACCUCGCGAGCAGACCCGUUUCGCCAUCCUUACCGACAAUGGCGACCCACGACGACGCGCCAAAAUCCGGAUCUGGAGCCAACGGCGAAGCCCCGCCGCCGCCGCAGCAGCGCAAGGUGGCCCUGAUCACCGGCAUUACCGGCCAGGACGGGUCGUACCUCACCGAGUUAUUGCUCGACAAGGGGUACGAGGUGCACGGCCUGAUCCGCCGCUCCUCCAAUUUCAACACCCAGCGGAUCAACCACAUCUACAUCGACCCCCACAACGCCCACAAGGCCCGGAUGAAGCUCCACUACGCCGAUCUCACCGACGCCUCCUCCCUCCGCCGCUGGAUCGACACGAUCGCCCCCGACGAGGUCUACAAUCUCGCCGCCCAGUCCGUGGCGGUCUCCUUCGAGAUCCCCGAUUACACCGCCGACGUCGUCGCCACGGGCGCCCUCCGCCUCCUCGAGGCCGUGCGCUCACACGUCUCCGCCACCGGCCGCAGCCACAUCCGUUACUACCAGGCCGGGUCCUCGGAGAUGUUCGGAUCGACCCCGCCGCCGCAGUCGGAGACCACCCCGUUCCACCCGCGGUCCCCCUACGCCGCGUCCAAGUGCGCCGCGCACUGGUACACCGUGAACUACCGCGAGGCCUACGGGCUGUUCGCGUGCAACGGGAUCCUGUUCAACCACGAGUCCCCGCGGCGGGGCGAGAACUUCGUGACCCGGAAGAUCACUCGGGCCGUGGGGCGGAUCAAGAUCGGGCUGCAGAGCAAGCUGUUCCUGGGAAAUCUGCAGGCCUCCCGGGACUGGGGGUUCGCCGGGGACUACGUGGAGGCUAUGUGGAUGAUGUUGCAGCAAGAAAAGCCGGAUGACUACGUGGUGGCGACGGAGGAGUCACACACGGUGGAGGAGUUCUUGGAAGUAGCUUUUGGGUAUGUUGGGCUGAAUUGGAGGGACCAUGUGGUGAUCGAUAAGAGGUACUUCAGACCGGCGGAGGUCGACAACUUGAAGGGAGAUGCGAGUAAGGCCAAGAAGGUGCUGGGUUGGAAGCCCAAUGUUGGGUUUGAGAAGUUGGUGAAGAUGAUGGUCGAUGAGGACAUUGAAUUGGCCAAGAGAGAGAAGGUUCUUGUUGAUGCUGGGUACAUGGAUGCUCAGCAACAGCCUUGAGAAUUUGAUCAGCUCGAAGCAAGUAAAGUUAAUAUUUUGUAAGGUUUAAAGGGUUGGAGAUGUUCUUGGGAUGGCUAUAGGUUCUUUACCAGUUAAUUGUCUAUCUUGCUGGGUAGACCAAUGAGCUCAAAUGCCUCUUGGAUUUGUUGUAAUUUACCCUAUUCAUUCGCUUUUAAUUAGUACAUUUAGAUUUGUUCAUUUUCCUUGGUUUGCCUCAUUUGAAGUUGCUACCUACUCGUUCAA
Messenger RNA from Eucalyptus grandis, 1457 nucleotides. RefSeq names its product GDP-mannose 4,6 dehydratase 1. The record is from RefSeq and is a predicted model, not a curated record. Gene Ontology annotation, biological process: GDP-mannose metabolic process. Gene Ontology annotation, molecular function: GDP-mannose 4,6-dehydratase activity. NCBI's taxonomy places the organism in Eukaryota, Viridiplantae, Streptophyta, Magnoliopsida, Myrtales, Myrtaceae.